AGGGAGGGGCGUAGAUACAAGCGAGUAGAAGCGCGUGAAGAAUCCCAUUUUCUCCUGAUUGUGCUACAAGACAGUUAUGAUGUAAAUCUGUCACACCCCCAUAAAUCCCAACAAAACCCCAGGGCCUAUAUAUACCCUCCACCCCCCCACCCCUGAAUUCUGCCUUUUCCUUUUUCACCCUUCACUCCUACCGCCGUACGUCACCUAUACGUACAAUCUCUGUCUCUAUAUCCUUACACUCACCGGCACCACCAAUGUCUAACUUCUCCUCCUCCUCCUCCGCCGUCGCGACCGCCUCCGAGGUCGACGCCUCCAUCUGGCGCGCCGUCGCCGGCGCCUGCGUCCAAAUUCCACCCCCAAACUCAUUUGUGUACUACUUCCCCCAGGGCCACCUCGAACACUGCUCCUUCUCAACCGCCUUCAUCAACAGUUUCAAUUUUGCCCUAGGACGGCCCUUCAUUUAUUGUCAAGUACUGUCAAUCCGUUUCUUCUCCAAUCAUUUAUCCGACCAAGUGUUCGUCAAAAUCACCCUCCAGCCCAUCAACACCUACGGGCCAUGUCCGGUUAGCAACGCCGGCGGCGAUAGAGAGAACAAUCAGGGCGACGUCGUUUUGUUCUCGAAGAUUCUGACUCCGUCCGAUGCCAACAACGGCGGAGGGUUUUCGGUUCCUAGGUCCUGCGCGGACAUGAUUUUCCCGCCGCUGGACUUCGCGGCGGAUCCGCCGGUUCAGAAUCUGACGUUGAAAGACACCAACAACAAUGCAUGGGAGUUUCGGCACAUCUACAGGGGGACUCCGCGCCGCCACUUGUUGACUACGGGCUGGAGCAAGUUCGUGAACGCCAAGCGCCUCGUGGCCGGGGAUUCAGCUGUUUUUAUGAGGAAACAAUCGACCGAUGAGCUCUAUAUUGGGGUGAGGCGAGCCCAGAGGUUUGGCGGCAUUGAAGGUCAGAACGGCGGCGAGGCCUUGAGGGCAAUUGAGAAUGCUGUAAAAGGAAUGGCGUUCGAGGUGUUGUACUGCCCUACGUUUGGAUCGCCGGAUUUCGUGGUGAAGGCGGAGAAGGUGUGUGAGGCGACCAGAACAAACUGGACCGCCGGAAUGAGGGUGAAAAUGGCGGUGGAGGCAGACGAUUCAUCAAGGCUGACGUGGUCUUCCGGUACAAUUGCUGCUGUUUCGUGCCCUAACACCGGGCCUUGGUGCGGCUCUCCAUGGGGAUUGCUCCAGAUGACUUGGGAUGAACCUGAAAGUAUGCGGAAUGUGAACAGAGUUAGCCCUUGGCAAGUUGAAUACCUCGAUCCCACUCUAAUGCUCAAUCCCAACUUCCCUCCUUUAAAGAAGCUCAAACUCCUGUCAUAUUCAGAUAUGCUGCUAUCUGCUGGAGAGGGAGAAAUUCCCUUUCCUACGGCAGAGUUCAACUCGCCGCUGUUCAAUGCUAGCAUUCAGGGAGCCAGGCUAGAUCCCGUUUAUAUACCCACCACCACCACCACUAACAGCCAAGUGUCGAAAGAAAUCCCGGACAAGAAUGAAGGAGAACCAGAACGUGAAACUGUCUCAACAGUACUAAGCAUUGGGAGUUCGUAUUCGGACAAGGACAAUGUAUCGCCUCCUAGUCAGAGCAGUGUUGCCUCUGCAACCAAAUUAGUCCGUGAAAAUUCGUUCCAAUUGUUCGGGCAGAUCAUUCAGAUGCCUCAGCCUGGUGAAGAUGGUGCCUGUUGUAGUAAUGCAGUGUCUGAAGAGAAUCCUGUUAUUGACCACCAACUACCUAGUCCAUCUGCCCGAGUGCAGCAGCAGCAGCGUUUCCGAAGGCCGUCCGAUAAAUCUUGACGAGCUCAUGUGUAAUUAGUGGUUCUUUGCCGACAUUUUAUAGCUGUAUAGUUGAUUGCAAAGCCAUGUCUUUACUUGGAUGUAAUCCCAUAGAAAAAACACAGAGAUUCAUGUUUGAUUUGUUUUCAUUUUACCUUGGGAAAUUACAUCAUCAUCACCAAUCAAAAAUAGGCCUAAACCCCAUUUGUCUUUCUAAAACAGUACUUUGUAAUUCCUUGUUCUGUAUUUUACAAACCAAGUUCAGGUGAUUUUCUGUUUUUUUCAGGAUUGAUGAUUGGCUUUACUUUUUUUUUUUCUUCAAAUUAGUGCUGAAUAAUACCUGCAUUGUGUUUUAUUAAUGAGUAAAAAUACUUCAGUGUUUACACACGUGUAUUUAUAAGAUGACUGAAAAGGU
This is a messenger RNA of Erythranthe guttata (spotted monkey flower), 2217 nucleotides long. Its product is annotated as auxin response factor 17. Gene Ontology annotation, cellular component: nucleus. Gene Ontology annotation, molecular function: DNA binding. Gene Ontology annotation, biological process: regulation of DNA-templated transcription; response to hormone. NCBI's taxonomy places the organism in Eukaryota, Viridiplantae, Streptophyta, Magnoliopsida, Lamiales, Phrymaceae. The record is from RefSeq and is a predicted model, not a curated record.